AUGGUCAUUAAACCUACAUUACCAAGUGUUAAAACAGUAAAUGAAACAAUAAUGUUACCUUCAACAUUAUUAAGAUCAGAUAUGAUGGAGGAAGAAACGACAGAUAUAGUACAAUUAACAACAAGACCAACAUUAAAAAUUCAACGUUAUGGCAUAUAUUUAACAGAAAAAAGAUUUUUCUGGAGUGAAGCACAACAACAGUUAUUACUCGGAUCAUAUUGGGGCGGCUACAUUUUUACUCAAAUACCAGGUGGUUGGUUGGCAACAAACUUUGGAGCAAAACGUGUGUAUGCAAUAUCAUUACUGAUAUCCUCAAUAGCGACAUUGUGCUUAAAUUUAAUGUAUUUUAUGUCAGAUACACAAUUUAUUUUGAUGGUUAUGUUAAGGUUUAUAAUUGGUUUAUCUCACGGGGUUUUAUUUCCGGCAACGGUUGCUCUCUGGAGUUUAUGGGCAGUACCAGCUGAACGUGGUCGUCUGGUUUCUGUAGGUUUUAGCGGCACUCAUCUUGGUACAUCCAUUACAAUGUUAAUUGGUGGUUUACUCUGUCGUUAUUUGAUUAGUGGUUGGAUGUAUUUAUUUUUUUUCUCAAGCAUCCUCGGUUUUCUCUGGCUUAUUCUUUGGAUGUGUUUAGCAUCCGAUUCGCCAACCCAACAUCCGACAAUAAGUGAUGAUGAACGAGAGUAUAUUUGCCAUAUAACACUUGGGGAUGGAAAUGGCACAAAAAAACGAGGACUACUAUUAUCAGAAAUUCCAUGGAAAAACAUUAUCAAAUCAAAACCUCUACUAGCUCUCUUUGUUACACAUAUGUGUAAUUUAUUUGGACUUUUUUUCUUCUUGACAAAUAUUGGAAAAAUUAUGGUUGAUGUACAUAGAAUAUCAGUUCAAUAUACCGGUUUUAUAGCCGCUGGUGGUUUUCUUUUGACAUGGAUCACUAGUUUAGCAUCGGGAAUGUGUGUUGAUAUACUUGUUCAAAAGGGAAUAAUGUCACUGACUGGUGCAAGAAAAUUAUUCAACUCUAUUACGUCAUUUGGUCCCGUAUUAUGUAUGAUAUCACUAUGUUUUUGUGAUGAAACAAGACAAAUAUUAGGAGUGAUUACCGUUAUUAUGUUUCUAGCAUUUUCAGGAUUGGGAUAUGGAGCGGGAUAUGUAGUUAAUUUUAAUGAUAUCGUUCCCGCUUAUUCCGGUGUUAUAUUUGGUAUAGCCAAUACUCUUGCCUCAUUAGCUGGUCUUAUUGGAAAUUUAGUUGCCGGCCUUGUUAUUAAAAAGUCGAUAUUACAUAAUUGGCGUUAUCUAUUUAUAUUAUUUGGUGCUGUAUAUUUCAUUGGUGGUUUAGUUUAUCUCCUCUUUGGAACAGCUUUACCAAGAAAAUGGGCCACAUUUGAUGCUGUUAAUAAGAAACAAACUAUUGAUAAUAAUAAUAACGGCGAGGAAAAUAGACCAAUGAAAGAUUAUGCGGAUUAUGAUGAAAAACAGUUAGAACAACGAGCAUAA
This is a messenger RNA of Didymodactylos carnosus, 1491 nucleotides long. NCBI's taxonomy places the organism in Eukaryota, Metazoa, Rotifera, Eurotatoria, Philodinida, Philodinidae. The record is from the annotation of a GenBank genome assembly.